AUGAAGUUAAGACCAUGUUAUCUUGAUGCAACAUACAGUUACAUACCUAUGUACGUAGAUGAUUUAAAAAUUCAAACUGAGAUUUUCAGCAUCCGGAACAUGACUAGUGUACUUAGUUUUUGUGGCUGCCGUGCUAUUGAGCUUCUAAGAGAUUUGAGAUUCCAUGCUUAUCUAUCUAACACUUAUCAUAACCCAAGACUCAUGCUGCUAUCUGCAGAUGUCGGUGUCAUGAGUGGCGCAAUCAUCUACAUCCAGAAAGAUCUCCACAUCACCGAGUUUCAGGAAGAGAUCCUAGUUGGUUGCCUAAGUGUGAUCUCACUCUUGGGAAGCCUGUCAGGAGGAAGAACGUCCGAUGCCAUCGGCAGGAAAUGGACAAUGGGCCUUGGUGCGAUCAUCUUCCAGACCGGUGCAGCCAUCAUGACAUUCGCUCCUUCGUUCACCGUGCUCAUGAUAGGGAGGCUUCUCGCCGGGGUGGGCAUCGGCUUUGGCGCCAUGAUAUCUGCCGUCUACAUUGCCGAGAUCUCCCCCGCGGCUGCCCGGGGGACUCUCACAUCCCUCCCUGAGAUCUGCAUCAACUUGGGGAUCCUUCUCGGCUACGUUUCCAAUUAUGCUUUCUCGGGCCUCUCCGAGCACAUCAGUUGGAGGGUCAUGCUUGGUGUCGGUAUCCUCCCGUCUGUCUUCAUCGGCGUCGCGCUUUUUGUGAUCCCGGAGUCCCCCAGGUGGCUGAUGAUGGAGAAGAGAGUUCCAGAGGCCAGGGCGGUGUUGCUGCAGAUAAGUGAAUCGGAGGCUGAGGUUGAAGAAAGGCUGGCUGAGAUUGAGGAAGCCGCAAAUAUCAUGAAGUCGGUUAAUUCUGAGGACAAGGCGGUGUGGAGGGAGCUGCUGAACCCUUCUCCGGCCGUUCGUCGGAUGCUGUAUGCUGGCUGUGGUAUUCAGUUGUUCCAGCAGAUCACUGGAAUUGAUGCUACUGUCUAUUACAGCCCAACAAUUUUCAGGGAUGCUGGAAUCAAGUCUGACCAGGAGCUUCUUGCAGCAACAGUUGCUGUUGGAUUUACUAAAACGAUUUUCAUACUGGUUGCCAUUUUCCUCAUUGAUAAAGUUGGGCGCAAACCGCUUCUGUAUGUCAGCACCAUUGGCAUGACGGUCUGCUUAUUUGCCUUGGGGACUGCACUUACAUUGCGAAAGCAUGCUGAGGGGCUUAUUUCUCCAAAUCUUGGGAUUGAUAUGGCGAUCUUUGCAGUUUGCGGGAAUGUGGCAUUCUUUUCGAUCGGGAUGGGACCGAUAUGCUGGGUGUUAUCUUCAGAGAUAUUUCCUAUAAGAUUGCGAGCUCAGGCAUCAGCACUUGGUCAAGUAGGUGGCAGAGUGGGCAGUGGCUUGGUUUCCAUGUCGUUCCUCUCCAUGGCCCGUGCUAUAUCCGUGGGGGGAAUGUUCUUCGUCUUUGCAGCGAUCUCGACCGUCUCCGUUGUGUUUGUGUACUUCUGUGUGCCGGAAACUAAAGGGAAAACUCUGGAGCAGAUUGAGAUAAUGUUUGAAGGUGGCAAGGAGUGGAAAGGAGGUGGCGAGGUCGAGCUUGAAGAUACACAGCAUUUAAUUCAGGGUGACAAGAAAGCUUUCUCUCUAGGUUGA
Messenger RNA from Triticum turgidum subsp. durum (durum wheat), 1623 nucleotides. NCBI's taxonomy places the organism in Eukaryota, Viridiplantae, Streptophyta, Magnoliopsida, Poales, Poaceae. The record is from the annotation of a GenBank genome assembly.